Molecule: messenger RNA, 591 nt
Organism: Pediculus humanus corporis (human body louse)
Lineage: Eukaryota; Metazoa; Arthropoda; Insecta; Psocodea; Pediculidae
Exons: 5
Coding region: 1-591 (196 amino acids)
Source: RefSeq, a predicted model, not a curated record
AUGGAUGAAAAAAAAAAUUUGUUUAGGAAAUUUUCCGAUUUCAUGAAUCAAAAUAUUCGAGGUGUUCAGUAUGGAAUAUAUUCUGUUGCUGGACUCGGAUUAUUGAUAGCACUUCGUAGUGUUCGUCCAUUUGCAAAAUUUACUUUACCAUCUGACAUACCAAAACAUUUCAUUGUUAAAAAAAUGCCAUUCGUUGGUAAAGUAAUUAGAGUCGAGCCUAGUCUAACAACAGGUUCGAACCCAUUAUUAUUAGUCGAUCAUAAACCUUUAGUUGUGUUGCCGAAAAACAUAAAUAUAACAAGCAAUGGUUUUCUUUGGUUGCAAAGUUUAUUGACAAACGAAGAAAUAACAUUUGUACCAUUGAGAACAAGUUCGGACAAAGUGUAUAGCAUUGUACAUAGAGAUGUGCUUUCACCCAUCGAUACGAAUUUAGAAAAAGAUCAAUAUUAUGUUAAAUAUUAUAAAAAUUUAUUGUCUGCAGAAAGAAAAGCAGAAUUGAAAGGAGUCGGAGUUUGGUAUAAUAAUAAAUUACCAUUAUAUGCUCAAUUAAUAAAUAGAUUUAAAAGUAUGCUACCAUAUUGGGUUAUUUAA